AUGUCUUCUUUGUUAGAUUCCGAAAUUUCGCAAAAAGUAUGGAAUGCAAAACUUCCAAUAAAGAUACUAUUUGACAUUCAAGAAAUGGAAGAAUAUGCUAAUGAUGCAAAAUGGAAUCCUAUAUUUUUAGAGGCGUCAAGAUGUUCCUAUCUUCCUUUACUGACGAAUCGAGUGCGAGAAAUACUGUCUGGUCUGGAUAUAAAGAUACCAGAUAGUGAUUAUGAUAAUGUAUGGUAUGAAUAUAAUCAUGAACCGCUACGAUGGCAUUAUCCGAUAGGACUAUUAUACGACUUGUAUGGUCAUUUGAUACCUCUACCUUGGUCCAUUACUAUCCAUUUCAAAAACUUGCCUACUAACAGCAUACUAGCGAGACCGACGACAGAUACAAUACAAAGCAUGUUUAUGUCUAUGAUAAAAGAGGCUGAUUUCUUGCGUAAUGGAAAUACAAAAAAAGUCAUGAACCUGUCCAAGCGCGAUCAUACACAACUAUGGCAGUCGAUUGCAUCAGAUAAUUAUAAUGACUUCUGGAGUGUAAAUAAGCAACUUGUAGAAUAUACACCAAGCAAUAGACAUAUUCCAAUCAGACUGUAUUUGUCUCCUGACUGUCCUGUUAUUCAGGAACUAGUGUCUUUUCAUGAUGAAACAGGCAAGUUUUAUUGCAUGUAUAGGUCCUACUCUUAA
Messenger RNA from Rhizopus microsporus ATCC 52813, 681 nucleotides. RefSeq names its product APG5-domain-containing protein. The transcript has 5 exons. Lineage: Eukaryota; Fungi; Mucoromycota; Mucoromycetes; Mucorales; Rhizopodaceae. Gene Ontology annotation, biological process: nucleophagy; C-terminal protein lipidation; autophagy of mitochondrion. The record is from RefSeq and is a predicted model, not a curated record. Gene Ontology annotation, cellular component: Atg12-Atg5-Atg16 complex; cytoplasm; phagophore assembly site membrane. The coding region runs from base 1 to 681 and encodes 226 amino acids.